AUGAAGAUUUUAGACUAUAUCAAAAAAGGAUUAAAAAAGAUAAUCGACAACACUACAUUUGAGAAAGAUAUAAGGCAAAAAGCAUCUGAUUUACGUAAUGAGGAUGUUGAACUGAGCCAGGGGACUAUUCGUCAACUGGAAGAUCGACUAUUCGUCUGUCCUUCUCUCUGGCCUCCUGUAACACAUAGGAGAACUAUUCGUUGUCUU
This is a messenger RNA of Scutellospora calospora, 207 nucleotides long. The record is from the annotation of a GenBank genome assembly. NCBI's taxonomy places the organism in Eukaryota, Fungi, Glomeromycota, Glomeromycetes, Diversisporales, Gigasporaceae.